Molecule: messenger RNA, 3295 nt
Organism: Eucalyptus grandis
Lineage: Eukaryota; Viridiplantae; Streptophyta; Magnoliopsida; Myrtales; Myrtaceae
Product: zinc transporter 5
Biological process (GO): zinc ion transport; intracellular zinc ion homeostasis; transmembrane transport
Cellular component (GO): membrane; Golgi apparatus
Molecular function (GO): zinc ion transmembrane transporter activity
Source: RefSeq, a predicted model, not a curated record
UCGCGUUGCAAAUGCAAAUUCAACGCCGUCGUCUUCAUUACCGCCCCGCAGCGUCCCGCAUCUAACCGCCGCGACUCCCCCGCCGCCGGCCGCCGCCAUGGAAGACCACGGCCACCACCACCGCCACCACCGCCCUCACCGGAUCUCCGUCCCGCCGCGCGCCGCCGCGGCCACCUCGAGGUCCUACCCUCCUUCCUUCCCCUCGUCGACGCCGACCACGACCCCGUCGAAGUCGCGCGGUCUCCCUCUCCUCACCCCCUCCUCCGCCCGGGGGGGCGGCGGCGGCGGCGGCGGCAGAUCCUCCCUCUCCUUCCUCCUCCUCCUCCUCUUCUCCCUCCGAUCCCUCUACUCCCUCCUCCUCCCCUUCCUCCGCUCCUCCCCGCCCUCCUUCUCUCUCUUCCCCUUCUCCUUCCUCGUCUCUCUCCUCUCCUUCCUCCUCUCCCUCUCCUUCGCCCUCCUCUCCCCUUUCUCCUCUUCCUCCUCCAAAUCCUUCGCCCUCCAGUCCAAGCUCCAGAGCCAGCCCCUCCUCGUCCUGACCUCCCUCUCCCCCUCGCAGAACAAGGUCCUCGCCGAGAAAUCCGUCCUCCUGGCCGUCGUGUUCCUCCUCCGAUUCCAGGCCCUCCGGUACUGCGGCGCCGCGGCCAUGAUCCUCGCCGAAUUGUCCGGCAACGUUUCGGCCCGGUUCCUCGCCGAGGGGAGGAUUUGGGAUUCCGGAUAUCUGGGUAAGAAUCGAUCCUCCCGGGUUCGCGGGUUUGCUGCAUUGUUUCUGGGAUUGUUUCUUUUGGCUCUAAGUUGGGACCGGAACAUGUGUUUCCCCUUUUCCGGAUCGUCGUCUUCUGAUGAUAAAUGGAGGUUCUUGGUAUUGCCUAGAGAGAAUUGUUUGAGGAUAUGGCCGAUGCUGUUGCCGUUCUUGUCCGGAUUUUUGGGGUGUUACGAGCGCGUGUCCAUGAAUCGGGGAGUGCUGCAAGAGCUGGGGCAGAAACGGGUUAGAUUGAUUUCGCUGCUCUAUACAUCUAUUGUGCUCCUUGUUCCUGCUGUGAUUAGCAUUCUCGUCUUUGAGCACGAAGGAGAUAGUAUUUCGGUUACUAGUUUAGGUUGGCCUCUAGCUAAUACUGUUGUUUUUGGAGUGCUGUUGAGUGAGAAUUGCAGUGAUGAGAAGUUCGUUAGCUCUAAAGAUUUUCGGAGGGAAUUUUUGGUUACGUUCGCCUGCACGGUGGUUUUGGAGUUGUUUUACUUCCCUGAGCUCUCGCUUUGGGGAUUAUUGCUUUGUGGGAUACUUCUUUAUGUUGCUGUUGCGGAGCUGGAUCCUAUUUACUCGAGUUAUGCCGAAUUGGGUUUGGAAUCGUCGGAGCCAUUUACUACCUCGAUCAUAAAGCCCAUCCGUCACAUUUUGAGCGAAAGGAAGUCUCGCAAGAUUGCGCUUUUCCUCUUGAUCAAUGCUGGCUACAUGGUUGUUGAGUUCGUAGUUGGGUUCAUGAGCAACAGUCUUGGCUUGAUAUCAGAUGCAUGCCACAUGUUGUUUGACUGUGCUGCUCUGGCUAUAGGCCUUUAUGCUUCGUAUAUAUCUCGCUUGCCUGCUAAUGGUCAGUUCAAUUAUGGUCGUGGGAGAUUUGAGGUUCUCUCUGGGUAUGUUAAUGCAGUUUUUCUGGUGUUGGUUGGAGCACUUAUUGUAUUAGAGUCUAUUGAAAGAAUUUUGGACCCUCAGGAGAUCUCGACCAACAGUUUGUUAAUUGUGUCCAUUGGCGGGCUUCUUGUCAAUGUGAUUGGGUUGAUAUUCUUCCAUGAAGAGCAUCAUCAUGCACAUGGUGGAUCCUGCUCUCACUCGCCUUCCCACUCCGGUCAUUCCCAUUCCCAUUCCCAUUCCCAACACCAACAUGACCAUGACUGCCACAUUGAGGAUCAGAAAUGUAUUUCUGUUGAGCAUGAUUGCCAUGAAAAAUCUUGUUCUGGUCAUCAUAAUCAGCAUGAUCACCAUCAUUCUGAUCAACACGGCAAUGGCGAUGCUAAAGUUGCUUAUCCUACUCUGGGGAGCUCUAGUUGUCACGGUCAUGACCAUGCUGACAAUCAUAGUGAAGGUUCUCAUGGUUGUGAUCAUGGUCAUCACAAUGACCAUGCUCAUGGUCAUGGUCAUGACCAUCAUCAUCAUGAGCCGGUCUUCACAAAUCAUCACUCCACUGAAGGUCAUGCAGAUGGAUGUCUGCCUACUCAGACAGCAGCCCCACACGCCCAUGGUCUCAGUUCGUCCAUUAGUCAAAUCCACCAGAGAAAUCUACCUUCAAGUGAAGGCGAAGCAAAAAAGCACAGUCACCAUCACAUUGACCACAACAUGGAAGGGAUAUUCUUGCACGUUCUAGCAGAUACAAUGGGAAGUGUUGGAGUCGUUGUAUCGACUCUGUUGAUAAAGUACAAGGGAUGGCUUGUUGCAGAUCCUGCCAGCUCCAUAUUUAUUUCCAUUUUAAUUGUGUUGUCAGUCAUCCCGUUGCUCAGGAACUCGGCAGAGGUAUUGCUCCAAAGGGUGCCUAGGGCUCACGAACGGGAUCUAUUUAAUGCUCUAAACAAUGUCACAAAGAUAAAGCAGGUGAGGGGGAUUCCACAUUUCCAUGCGUGGAGCUUUACGAAUACAGAGGUAGUGGGAACGAUCCAUCUCCAUGUUGAGACGGAAUCUGACAAGGCUUCUGCAAAAGCACAAGUUUCCCGGAUGCUGCAUGAUGUUGGAAUUAACGAUCUUACGCUGCAGGUGGAGUGUGUCAAGCAUACUUAAUGCUGAUCUUGAACUAAUGUUGAGUUUCAUCAUUUUCGGGACCGGUUGAAGAAAAGAGAAACCCCCAAUGUGAGGACAGAUUCAAAUUACUGACUAAAAUUGUCAGUGAAGCUCCAUAUGCAGUGCUAUCGCUGCUGUUCUGGGUUCUAUCUCAGUUACUCCCAUGUAGUUGUCAAAAAUUCAUAUUGAAUGAGAAGAUGCAAGACACCCAUCAAUCAACUGCUGGAAUGCUGUCCUUAUUCUGGUAAAGAUUGCAUGGCAGGGGCUGUUGCCUCAAUGUCAUCGCGGCUCCCUCUUUUGAUUUGGUCCAUAGAAAUUAGAUUUGCUUCGAUGUAAAUAAAUAGCUUAGAAGUUAGUACCCAUGCAAUGUGCAUGCGCGGGGAACUCCUUUCUCUCGGCAACAUAAUCUCCAAAGGAUUUUCUGUCCUGGUUUUAUUUAUGUAGCUGUAACUUGUGAAUGAACGAAGAAGCCAUGAAUCAGAACUUGGUCGAUUUAAUGCUGAAUCCUAAAAAGUCUUAGAUAGCAUUUGAUUA